Molecule: messenger RNA, 3297 nt
Organism: Vicugna pacos (alpaca)
Lineage: Eukaryota; Metazoa; Chordata; Mammalia; Artiodactyla; Camelidae
Gene: FGD3
Product: FYVE, RhoGEF and PH domain containing 3
Biological process (GO): cytoskeleton organization; filopodium assembly
Cellular component (GO): cytoplasm
Molecular function (GO): guanyl-nucleotide exchange factor activity; metal ion binding
Source: RefSeq, a predicted model, not a curated record
CUCCCACCGAAUUCUGAAGCAUGUGGCCCUCCACGGCGUCUGUGUCCAUCUCCGUGUUCUCAGCACACACGAUGGAGACCUCAGACCGCACCGGCUGCAGCCAGAGCGCUUCGCAGGCUGAGGCCCCAAGAACCUUCUGAACUGCUCCACUUCAAAACUGCGGGCAAGAAAAAGAUUUGCAGCAAAUCCCCCCAGCCCCGUUCGUGCAAAGCCUGGACUGGCCAACCCCAGCGUCCCAGAACACAGCCAGCAGGGAGCCUCGGGAACCCACCCUUUCACCUCAGUGCCCCCUCGGAGUCCGACAGCCUCAGGAAGCUCCCGGCCAGCCCCUCAAGGAGCUCAGAGAGAUCAACUUGGAGGAUGGAGUCAGAAGGGGGUUCCUCAACGUCCCCAGCCACCCUUGUCACCCUGAAGGACCCAGACACUGGGCUUAGCAGCUCGUCUCUGGACCUCCCAAGUGCAGACCCAGGGAAGCUCCAAGCACUGCCUGUUGGGCCUGAAGCCCACUGUGGGGACCCUGCCUCUGGGAGCCCUGGCAGCCAGGCCUCUGCGGGACACAACACCCAGGACACAGGCUCUGUGGGGGACCCCAGCAGCAUUUCUAAGAUCCCUAAUCGGGACAGCGGGAUCGACAGCCCCUCCUGCAGCGUGGUCGGCGAGCACUUCCCCUGCGAGGAGAGCGGUGAGGCGGGCCCAGGCCCCACCACCAAAGCGCUGCACCCAGACACAACCCCGGAUGGCAAGGCGGAUGGCAAGACGGAUGGCAAGGCCCCACGGGAGGAGGUCGAUAGCGAUGUGGGCGAGGGCAGCAGCGAGGAGCCAGACCCUGAGAACAACGCCCUGAGGGCCGAUGUGGAUCCAGCCAAGCACUCUGAGCCGCAGAAGCUGCUCCACAUUGCCCAGGAGCUCCUGCACACCGAGGAGACCUACGUGAAGCGACUGCACCUGCUGGACCAGGUUUUCUGCACCCAGCUGACGGAAGCAGGGAUCCCUUCGGAAGUCAUCACGGGUAUCUUCUCUAACAUCUCCUCCAUCUAUCGCUUCCACGGACAGUUCCUCCUGCCUGAGCUGCAGACACGGAUCACAAAUGAGUGGGACACGAACCCCCGCCUUGGAGACAUUCUGCAGAAGCUGGCCCCAUUCCUCAAGAUGUAUGGCGAGUAUGUGAAGAACUUCGACCGGGCCAUGGAGCUGGUGAGCACCUGGACCCAGCGCUCACCGCUGUUUAAAGACAUUGUCCAAGGCAUCCAGAAGCAGGAGAUGUGCGGAAACCUGACUCUGCAGCACCACAUGCUGGAGCCCGUGCAGAGGGUCCCCCGCUACGAGCUGCUGCUCAAGGACUAUCUGAAGAGGCUCCCGGAGGACGCCCCAGACUGGAAGGAUGCAGAGAGGUCCUUGGAACUCAUCUCCACAGCUGCCAACCACUCCAACGCUGCCAUUCGGAAAAUGGAGAAAAUGCACAAGCUUUUGGAGGUGUAUGAGAGACUGGGUGGGGAGGAGGACAUCGUCAACCCUGCCAACGAGCUGAUCAAGGAGGGCCAGAUCCUGAAGCUGUCGGCCAAGAAUGGCACAGCCCAGGACCGUCACCUCUUCCUGUUCAACAGCAUGAUCCUUUACUGUGUGCCCAAACUGCGGCUCAUGGGCCAGAAGUUCAGUGUCCGGGAGAAGAUGGACAUUUCCGGCCUCCAGGUGCAGGACAUCGUCAAGCCAAAUGCAGCGCACACGUUCCUCAUAACUGGGAAGAAAAGGUCCCUGGAGCUACAAACUCGGACCGAAGAGGAGAAGAAAGAAUGGAUUCAGGUCAUUGAGGCCACGAUUGAGAAGCACAAACAGAACAGCCAGACUUUUAAGACCUUCAGUGGCUCCUUCGGGCAGGAUGAGGACUCCUCCCUCACUCCAGACUCGUCUAUGGUGAGCACCAACUCUGAAGCACCCACAGUGGUACCCAACAGUGGAGGGGGGACUGCAGGGCUGGAGCCCAGGAGAGGGUCCUCUAAGACCAGGCGUGACAAGGAGAAGCAGGGCUGCAGGAGCUGCGGUGAGACCUUCAACUCCAUCACCAAAAGGAAACACCACUGCAAGUUGUGCGGGGCGGUCAUCUGCGGGAAGUGCUCCGAGUUCAAAGCCGAGCACGGCAGGCAGAGCCGUGUCUGCCGAGAGUGUUUCCAGGCACAGCCAGUGGCCUCCUCCCGCCCGGAGGAGCACGGGGAGCCCAAGCAGAGCACAGAGAAGCCAGUCGCUGAGGAUACCCUGCCCAGCCUGCUUUGCGGCCCCCUGCAGGUGUCGGAUGGUAGCACAGCCUGGAGCAAGGUGUGGGCUGCCAUCUCUGAGUCGGAGCCCCUGGAGUUGGUGCUGCACCUGCAGGGAGGCAGCCAGGAUGGCCAGCUGCUGCGUGCCAUCCCGCUCUCCGGCUGCAGAGUGAGCGUGCCGGACCCCGCGGAGAGGCCGGGUGCUGGGCACGUGUGGCAGCUGCAGCAGGCCCGGGAGUCCUUGUACCUGAGCGCCUCGUCCGCCGAGCUGCAGCAGCAGUGGCUGGAGGCCCUGAGCACAGCAGCCCGUGGGCCCUCGGCCCAGGCCCCAGAGGGCCCGUGAGCUGAGUCUCUGCCGCAUCUCUGGCUGUACACCCACCACGACAGGGUCGGUACUCACCUGAGAGGUGGCGUCGAGGCCACAUGCAGGCAUGAAGGGAGCCUUGACUGCUAAGGGGCCAAAAGGUCAAAUGGCACUGGGCCCUGGAGGGUCCCUCCAAGUCAGAGAGGAGAAAAAUGAGGCCCAGAGAGGGACAGCCACCUGCCUAGGGUCACCCAGCACAUUCCUCGAAGAGCCAGGCCUCUGUCCGCAAGCCCAGCAGUGCGACCCAGAGUGGGGCGCGGGGUGACUGUCAAGUAAACCCUGUCUGAAUGGGCCAGGCAGGGUCACCUGGCACCGGAAGACAGAAGGAGCCUCCCGGGUGGUGUCCAGGGACACUUGGUGGAUGUCAGCAGUCAUGCCACCCCUCCUGACGGUUGCUCAUCCAUCUAUACCAUCUACAUCCAUGUGAGCUGAACUGUAACUGGCCUGCCAGACUCUGGCCCCCUUCUCUUUCGUCUCCAGGCCACUGGGCACAGCCCUGUGCUGCCCCGUAGCUCACCACCCCAUUUGCAGAUGCCCAUGGGGGUGAGUGGCGGGUUCCUGAAAACUACAGGGCGACCACACUGGUGUCGUGUGGGGGCCUGAGAUUUGUGCCUGCGUUCCCUGGAGGGCAGUGGACAGUGCUUAUCUGCAUAAGUAAAUGCUGGCAGCCAACAGGUGGACACA